Trypanosoma grayi is the source of this 1005-nucleotide messenger RNA. RefSeq lists its product as hypothetical. The coding region runs from base 1 to 1005 and encodes 334 amino acids. Lineage: Eukaryota; Euglenozoa; Kinetoplastea; Trypanosomatida; Trypanosomatidae. The record is from RefSeq and is a predicted model, not a curated record. The transcript has a single exon.
AUGAGUUCAAGGAACAAGAGUGCUACCUUGAAGGGAAAUGCCAAAGGAGUUAGUCGCCAGCGACCUUCCAAGGAUGAAGACCAUAAGUCUCCCUUGGGCGACCCUAAGAAGAAGCCGUAUGUAGGAGGUAAGACAAUGGAGGUGCGCCCUAAACAGGCUCCCGUAUCUAAUGGCCCCUCCGUGCAGCAGAAGACGCAGGUGACCACCACGAGUUGGGUCAAGGGAGGUAGCUCGCUUUCUUUCGUCGACGUUGUACGGAAGAGGGCUGAGAACGCAGCUGUUGCCACCUCUCCUCCAGAACCUGUGGAAGAUGCUGUGACAGUGCAUAUGGAGGAGGAGGUUGUAGAUAUGAUGCCUGACGUUCAUGAGGAAGAACAUAUUAAUGUUCAGACCCUAAACACUGAAGCUGAGGACAUUACAUAUGAUGCUAUGCAGCACGAUGCUGCUAUUGUACAGGCAGUCAUGCCAGCCCCACCAGAGGAGGAAUUGGAAGAGACGCCUGCUGUCGUGUACUAUGUGCUCGAGAUUGACCGAAUUGUGGAGGAGUCCAUUCUGCUUCCACCGCGUGCUACGGCGAUCGGUGUUGAAAACGAUGGAGUAUACACAUUUUCUGGGCAAGCGGGUAAACCUCCAACUCCAGUACAGCAACAAUUUUAUCGUCCUGAGACGACAGCUCCUCGCACCUUUGGUGCUGUUGGUGGGACGUCUGACAUUAACCGAAACUCUCACUGGGGCCAGCAGCCUGGACAUUCUGCCGAGUACGCUGGAUUGAGUUGGGCGCUUCAAGACCGAAACCAGAGAUCUUUCCACCAAGGGAUGCAGUACAAUUCUUAUGCCCCACCUGUGCAGCAGCAGCAGCAGCAACAACAACAGCAGCAGAGGAAUUUUAUCCCGCAGGUUGUCAACAGGAUGCGGCAGAAUGAUAUGCCUGAGGCUUCUUUGCGCGCCCUUCGUGAUCCCGGCGCCUUCAACCGCCACCCUGGCAAUGGUGGAGGCGUUUGGUGA